GAAGAACGAUGUGGCAGACCAGGCAAAUUGAAAGUGAGCAAUCAUGAAUCAUCACAGACUGAAGAAGCUUGCUAACAUUAGUCCUUAUUCAUUAUUCUAUUAGCUGACAACCGUUCAUUGAAAAGCUCAGUUAAGAGUUGCAUGAUUCAGAUAUAUCCAUCAUCAUAACUCCUCUCUCAGCUGAAUUAAUUGAUAGAGAUAACAAUCAAUAAUUAUAGCGUUAGCAAGCUACAUUUCACUUUUUUUUGGUCGAAGAUGGCUGAUGCAGAUUUCGGUUUCGCAUCUGUGAACGGAGUGUUGCCUGUCGAUGUGGACCCUGCAGCAGCUUUCUUAGCCCAGCAAGAGAGCGAAAUAGCGGUGAUAGAGAAUAACGACGACGGCGGCGGAGGACCGGGAGCUUUGGAAGGAUCCGUUGAACAACCACCGGCAGCGGAUUCACCUGCUACUGGAGAAUACGAUGCUGGGUUUGCAGAGGCAUCAGCAGCCACGGUAAACGGAGACAUGUUUGAGCUGGAGUCCAACGGUCCAUCGGACAGCUAUGCGGCCAUCGCCCAGGUGGACUCUCUGAGAGCAGAGCCUGAGAGCCUGCGUAAGUGGAGGGAGGAGCAGAAGGCACGGCUGGAGCAACUAGACUCUGCGUCCAAGGCUGCGGAGGCUGAGUGGAAAGAGAAGGCCAAGAAAGAGCUGGAGGACUGGCAUAUGCACCAGAUUGAACAGAUGGAGAAGAACAAGUCCAACAACAGGCUCGCUGAUGAGACUUUCUACAAACAACCCAGCUCUCAAGUGAUACACUUUGUAGCAUCUGAAGAGGCCUUCCUGUCUGAGGCUGACAGUGACAGCCCAGGGACAGAGUGGGAGAGAGUGGCCUGUCUCUGUGACUUCAACCCCAAGACCAACAAGACAGCCAAGGACGUGUCCCGGAUGCGCUCGGUCCUCAUAGCCCUCAAACAGACACCUCUGGUGCGUUAGUACGGCCAAUAGAAUGGAGGGGUGGUGAUGUUUCCAUUUUUUUUAAACGCCUGCUCUUGAGUUAUGAACCCUGGUUUGCGUUAAGGCAGAAUGUUCUAGGCUCUUUUCAUAUCUACUCUUGGUUCAGGGUUCUUUAUAUGUUCAGACCCUCCUGUUUUCUGUUAUGUCUCUAACAUGUGGAGGAAAGGUAUUGUCUCUCCCGCCAUCUUUCCUUAUUCCGAUAUAAUGUAUCCAGUGGAUAUAAUAUACCUCACUUAACAUGAAUGACUGACUGCUCUCUGUCCUUUUAACUUCCCACAACAAUGCUUCUAUUUGACCACUACAUUACUGACGUUAAGAAAAUAUUGUUACUGUAAAUUCUUUAUUAAACUCCUUCCCUCUCAUAAAGGGAAGGGGCAUUGGUUCAAA
Messenger RNA from Salmo salar (Atlantic salmon), 1377 nucleotides. RefSeq names its product clathrin, light chain B. The record is from RefSeq and is a predicted model, not a curated record. Gene Ontology annotation, cellular component: clathrin coat of coated pit; clathrin coat of trans-Golgi network vesicle; plasma membrane. Lineage: Eukaryota; Metazoa; Chordata; Actinopteri; Salmoniformes; Salmonidae. Gene Ontology annotation, molecular function: structural molecule activity; clathrin heavy chain binding. Gene Ontology annotation, biological process: intracellular protein transport; clathrin-dependent endocytosis.